Messenger RNA from Effrenium voratum, 2445 nucleotides. Lineage: Eukaryota; Dinophyceae; Suessiales; Symbiodiniaceae. The record is from the annotation of a GenBank genome assembly.
GCCAACCGCACCGCCCAAGACGUUUGUGUCACUUGUGCCGUUUUGCCGCAUGGAGUCUCGCGCCCAAGACGGGCUGCGGCUCCGGAAGGGCGCCUUGCGGAUCCAGCGCUGGCCGUCGCAUGGGGUAUUGAGCAAAGCUGGAUUCUCCGAGUCCGGCCUUUGUGGCCCGGGUGGCCCCGGCCGGAAGCCGAAGCCAGGCAUGUGCCGUGGCGGACUGGCAUUCUCCUCCCCAGGCUGGAAGGAUGCAGAGACAGUUCGCGGCCGCCCAAGCACUGCCUCAGGCGCGCUGCGGCCGGCGGCGCGGCUGGCUGUGGCGGAGGCGAGCACCAGCCGCGUGGUGCUGCCAGGCCCUGAGGCGCUGCAACGGAGCCGGCUGGAACUGGAGAGCUGGACUUGCUUCCCGGACCUGCCAGGGCUGCGGCCUGGGCGCCAGGCAGCGGAGCGGCUCAUGGCCGCCCUAGCCCAGGCGCCAGGCGGCGCAGAUCUGGAAGCCAAGCCGCGGGUGCUGCUGAUGUCGGCGCUGGGCUGCUGCUUGGAGUAUUUGGGCCUUUCGGAUGAGGCAGCGAGCCUCUUUGCACGGUGCCUCGUGGAAGAUCCAGGCAACCCGCUCCAUGCCUACAAUCGGGGUGCGGCCAACCUGCGGCUGGGCCACUUUGCGGCUGCCUGUAGAGAUCUGGACCUUGCGGUGAGCUUGUGCCUGGCCAAGAACCUUCAGCCACCGGUGCAGAUGCUGCUGCGGCGGGCUCUGGCCGGUAGUCGCCUGCCGGAGCGCCAGGCGGAGGUCUGGGCGGACUUUGAGCUGGCGAGGCGGCGCCUGGCCUUUCCGGAGCUGGGCGUGCCGGAGAUCUGUCGCAGCCUGGCGCGGGAGCCGGUGGCGUCCUUUGCGGAGUACCGCCGGAAGAUCCUGGGUCAGGCGGAGGACAAGAAGCACUGGGCCGUGAUGAUGCUGGCACGCACCUACGGGCGGCCGGAAGAAUCCCAGCGAGUGACGCAGGUGGAACUCUCAGCGCUGCUAGAGCUGCUGGAUCCCGCACUCAAUCUGCAGCCGGACAGGCUCCGGCAGCAGCUGCACGAGAUCUCCGCGCACUUUGUGCCGCCAGGCCAGCCCUUGCUGCCAUCGCAGAGCUGGUUCUGCUUGCUGCGGGGGGAGCUGCGGGUGGUUCGCUUUGCAGCGCCGCUGGGGCUAACAGCAAAGGAACCGGCGCUGACCCUGGAGGAUGUGGCGAUGCUGAAGGCGCCCAGCAGCUUUUGGGGCGCCUUGCAAGGCCCGCAGCAGGACGGCUGGUUGGUGGCCGCUCCGUCGGGCGCCACCGCGCUUCGGAUCCCGCUGGGCCCCUUCCGGCGGCUCUUCGCGGGCGAGAAAAAGGACGGCGGCUCCACCUUGACGUGCAGCCAGCACGAGGUCGCGGUCUUUGCCGCAGCCUGCGACGCAGAGGGAGAGGCCCAGUCGCGGAGUCGGCUCGCCUCAAGCGGCGAGGUUAGCAGCCAACUCAGCAGCCGGACUGCCAACUUGGUGCAUGAGGCCUCCUGGCAGCCCUGGGAGGAAUUCCGCGAUGACAGGGAGUCGAACUCCCUUGCGCAAGAGGCAAAGGUGGCCAGCUAUGGGCCGGUCUUGACACCUCGGCCCCUGAUCGAUGGGACGCUGUCAUCGACUCGCUCCACGCUGCUGGUACCAAGGUACGAUUCGAGGACUGGGGUGGAAGAGGUGACUAGUCCGGGCUGCGAGAUCUCCUCGGGCUCGGAGGCCUCCACAGUGGCGGUGCCCCACUUCCCCAGGCCGGUGCUGAGUGGCAGCUCUCGUGCCACUCAGACAGAGGCAGAUGUUGAAGAUGUAAGCGCGGCGCUAGGUGGUUCGCGCAUGGACUCCUUGCAUCAGUUGGUGGCCAAGCGGGCCAUGGAUGUAGAAGAGAAUGACAGGCCGCCCUCAGAGCCUUCCAUCGAAGACGACGUGAAAGUGGCCGAGAUGAUUUUGCGGCCCGUGUCCGAGUCCCUGGAGAGGCUGCGGGUCUCCAUCGAGGCCUCGACGCCUCGUUUGGAGGCAGCGAAGCUGCCUAGCCCCAGUGCGCUUUCUGCGCGCAGCGCGUCUCCCUCGCCCAUCUUCCAUCCGGCGAACAGCUGGGAGGCGGAGGUCCAAACUGCGGCGCCCGGAGGCGUCUCCGUCCGGGAAGAGGUGAUUUCCGAGGCCUUACAGUCUUCUCACCGCUCAGCGGACAUCGAGGUCAGCAAGGCCCCAGUUCUGGCAGAGGUGUGUCUGGAGGUGCUCUCGCAGCUGGAGAGCGAGCUGAGCAACCUGGAGGCCAUUGUAGCCGCGGUGGAGGGGGCCAAGCAGCUGGUUGGGCGGACUUCGCCCAAGCGUGAGAGGGCUGCCUGAAGCCUGGCGGUUGCGCCGGGAUUUGCUUGAAUAUCCUCGGUCUGCGGUGGAAUUGGGUUCGGAGCAUUGGGGGU